Messenger RNA from Lepisosteus oculatus (spotted gar), 10575 nucleotides. It is a transcript of the gene crebrf, whose product is annotated as creb3 regulatory factor. Gene Ontology annotation, molecular function: RNA polymerase II transcription regulatory region sequence-specific DNA binding; DNA-binding transcription factor activity, RNA polymerase II-specific. The record is from RefSeq and is a predicted model, not a curated record. Gene Ontology annotation, cellular component: nucleus. Lineage: Eukaryota; Metazoa; Chordata; Actinopteri; Semionotiformes; Lepisosteidae. Gene Ontology annotation, biological process: response to unfolded protein; regulation of transcription by RNA polymerase II.
UAAACAAAACAAACCAGAAGGGGAGACAGCGUGGACACCAUAGAAAUGGCUAAAAACACACAAAUACUGGGCUAAAAGACACUUGGAUAACCUUAUGGGGAGUCUAAAGAAAGCAGUCAACACAGGAGGACCAGACAAGCACACUUUAUUAAGCCACUGAGGCUAGAAAAAAGACUCUUUUGUGAGAAAAUUAAUUGAUUUCUGCUGGUAUAAAAUAAAACUGGAAACGACUGGACUCAAGAGACAGCAGAAAAGUUUCAAUUUAGACACAGAGAAUCUGUGCUUGGCAAUGCCUCAGCCAAGCAUAAGUGGAAUGGAUCCUCCUUUCGGGGAUGCCUUUCAGAACCACACUUUUGCUGACCAGGCACUGACCAGCACAGACCUAUUGGCAAGCAGCUCCGAUCCUGACUUUAUGUACGAACUGGACAGAGACAUGACUUGCAGGCAAAGUCCAAGAGGUGACAUCUUUACCGUGGGUGACUGCAAAGAGAUUGAGGGCAUGGACCACCUUGCAGAGGUCCUGGACAGCGAUCCUAUUUACAGCUCGAACUUUGAGCAGUGGGAUACGUACUGGGAGGACUUAACCAAGUAUACUAAGCUCACCAGCUGUGACAUCUGGGGGACGAAAGAGGUGGAUUUCUUGGGGUUGGAUGAUUUCUCCAGCCCCUACCAGGAUGAGGAGGUGAUUGGGAAGACGCCCACCUUGGCACAGCUGAACAGCGAAGAUUCGCAGCCCGUGUGCGACCCCCUCUACCACCCUGACCUACUUGUGAGCCAGAAGCCACACACUCUCAAUCCUUCCGUUAAUGCGAAGAAAACCCCUUGCCGCUUGACGGCCUCGAGUUCGACCUCGGUGAGGAACCUGCUGCCAGAUUACGCGGAUGGCUCCCAGAAGGCCACCAGGCCUGUGCCUUCCAGCACGGAGACCAUCUCCAAGACUCAGACACAGAGCUCCAAGAUGAUAUCCUUUCCCUCGGACUCCAAGGACUACGUCCGGAAAGCGAAGGUCAGGAUUAACGCGGCUCCGCGCAGACCAAUAAUGGACGCAGCUCCCUCGCAGGCAAACAUAACCCUUGAGUCCUCAUUUGUCGAGAACCGUGCUGCAGUCACUAUCGCUGUUACUGCUUCAGUGGUGUCAUCCACUACCAUUGCAAGGGAGAAGAAAGUGGAAAAGCCCAAGGUGGAGGUGGCCCCCAUUCCAGAGAAUGGUAGCUCCCAAGGGACUUCUCGUGAACUGUUUCCUGUGCCUGGAGGAAGUCAGGAGCUGUACCCAGUCAGCACUCUGGGGCCUGAGCCCUCACAGAAGAAAGAGGAAGAGCACAACUAUUCGCUGUUUGUCACAGAGGUCAAACCACCAGCGAGAGUGGAGCCGGAGAUGGAGGAGGAGGAAGAUGAGGAUGAAGCAGACGAGCCGGAUUUGGAGGACGAGGACCAUGAUGAAGGCUUCGGCAGUGAACAUGAGCUCUCCGAGAAUGAGGAGGAGGAAGAGGAGGAGGAGGAGGAGGAGGAAGAAGACUAUGAAGAUGAUAAAGAUGAUGACAUGAGUGAUACCUUCUCUGAGCCAGGCUGCGAUAAUGACCCCGUGGAGGAAGUGAAGGGGGUGACAGCGGGUUUCUCCAGGAAGAGGGGCAAACGGAGGUACUUCUGGGAGUACAGUGAGCAGCUCACCCCUUCCAAGCAGGAGCGCAUGCUGAAGCCCUCCGAGUGGGACAGGGACACGCUCCCCAGCAACAUGUACCAGAAGAACGGCCUUCACCACGGAAAGUACACGGUGAAGAAGUCCCGUCGCACCGACGUGGAGGACCUCACUCCUAACCCCAGGAAGCUGCUGCAGAUUGGGAACGAGCUUCGCAAGCUCAACAAGGUGAUCAGUGACCUGACCCCCGUGAGCGAGCUGCCGCUGACGGCCAGGCCUCGGUCCCGCAAGGAGAAGAACAAGCUGGCCUCCAGGGCAUGCCGACUGAAGAAGAAGGCACAAUAUGAGGCCAAUAAAGUCAAGCUUUGGGGUCUCAAUACAGAAUAUGAUCGUCUCCUCUUUGUGAUUAACGCCAUUAAAGAAGAGAUUGUCAACAGGGUGCAGAGCCUGAAAGAGGACAAGGGAACAAGCAUGAGUGAAAAACUAGACAGACUCAUCAAAGAAACUCUUGUGAGGUCUCCUGUCGCCGGCCAGACGUCCGAGUUUGUGAACCAGAUCCUGGAGAACACAGCUGGGGGGGACCCCACAGGAGGCCUCGUGGGGCUCCGCGUGCCAACGUCUAAGGUGUAGCCAGCCUGUACAGGGCAGGGAGGAAAGCCCAGAUCAGGCAGAAACGUCCACACCUUUUGUGUCACACACUGUAACACCGUUACGUUUUGCAUGUUAAUUUCCAUCAAGGAACACAUCUACAGGCUUACUAUAUUGAUAUUUAUAUAUUCUGAAGUGAACAAAUCAACAAUACAGCAUACAGGAUCUCUGCAUAAUUUGUGUUUUACACCUGCCGUCUGUGAACGUGGCUAGCAAAUGCCAUCUAGGUUCCACCGGUCACAUGUUCCAACACCAGUAGGCAAGGAGAACAGGAAAAAUACCUGCUGCUAGUUUAUACCACCAAACAACAACAAACAGGCAAUCAGCAGCGAUUAGUAUAGGCGUUUACUGUGGUAUUAACAGAACUACUGCGGCAACGCCCAAUUUAACAACCAUUAAAAAAACCAAAAGCUCUCCAUGCUCAAGAAAUGCACUUUGUGCAUAUAGAAGGAGCAUCAAUUUUUAUAGCUGGUUGAGAUCAGCUUAAUGUGGAUGCAGGGUGUGCAAUGCGUAUUGAAAAGGAAAAUGUUGGGAUGUUCUGGAGUUAUCUGGAGUAGAGUUUAAUGUGCUCUGAUUCUUCCCAGAGAGUUCUGGUGCUGUAAGAUUCCAUUAUCCCCUUUCUUUGCUAGCGUAGCGCAGUUUCCAAAGGCCUGGAGGCUGGGAAGGGGUGAUGGAUCCCAUUGCUCUGUGUGUGUGGUAAUGCAUAGGUGUGUAAGCAAGGUGGUAAUGACAGACAUUCUCUUCCAUAUGCUUUGGUUCUGAUCACUUCACAGUUGUGAGCUCUGCCAGUGUAGAGGAGAAAAAGAAUUUGAAAUUCCUAAGUUAAUAUAAAUAGUAAUAUGUAACUUCAUAUGUGUUUGUACAAAGUAAUAUUCAUUGUGCCUUGUAUUUAAGAUGCGAUAUAUAUAAAAAAAUCCCUGAGGUUGGAAAAAGUAUGCUUCUUAAAAAGGAAAGCGUCAGAAAGAUGUAUAGUGGGUGACUUGUGGAUUUGUAAUGUAUUUUAGCUCUUUAAACUAUUUUGAAUGUACAUAGGAACAUGUGGAAAAAUGUAGAUAUAUGCCACAGAGUCUGUGCUUUGUAUCAUAGGAAGGCUCUGAAAAAUAAAAAAAAACAUUUUUUGGUUUUCGGUACUAGACCGGGAAAAAAAAAGAACUAUUUGCACACUAUAUUUUGAUUGUUUUUUGUACCAAAGACGAAUGCAACAAACAUGGCGAAUAGCCAGUUGAAGUAAGGUUUUGCACAGCUUACCUGACACCGUAUUGAAUGUAGGAAACGCAGUAGGGUCAGGGAUAUUCUACGAACUGUGAAUUUUUUGCUUGGGUCCAAUUAUCUACAGAAGGAGCAUUCAUACACACUUUACAUAAGUUUGCUGUUCCUCUUGUUGGCUUCUCAAGUAGAUAAAAUGAUUUAGGAAGUUUCGAGUUUUUUCCUUAAGUAGAUUUCUGCAGUGUGUAUUCUACUGCCUUUUUUAAGGAAAGUAAUAAGAACGUCGGAAAUAUGAAGCAUUUAAAUGUAUAAUUUUAUUUAGCAUGUUUGUAAAAUAUUACCAGAAAUAACCAAAAGGUAUAGUAUUUGUAUAGUUUAUAUAUGUAAGAGAAGAAGAAGAAAUAUAUAUAUAAUACCUAUUCCUAAGUUGCCACUUUUUCAAUUAAUGUAUUGUUGAGCAUGAUAAAUUUCUAAAGAUCUGUAUACUUCAUAUUCAAAGGUUUAAAAAGUAAAAAAAUCUCGAUUUUAUAUAUUUUUGUACAGAUAGGCUUUACCUUUUUGUUGAUGUUGCAGAUUAUUCCAUUUAAAAUCUAUUUAAAGAUAAAGUAAAGCUUUUGCUAUGUGUUUGCACUGUAUAGUAACCUGAGGUUAUCUUCUGUGUUUUGGUAAUAAAAACCAUAAAUUGCUAUAGUUUCCUAGAGGGAGUUAAGAUUAACGGCAUGGGUUAAAUAUUAUUCUGGUUUCUUCGGUCUUUCAGAAAUAUAGAUUUACCUGUAGGAUUGACUGAUCCGUCUUAAUACUGAAUGAGCACCAAAAUGCACUUUUUGAUGUGGGAAACCCACAGCUAGGGAAGUAAAAGUUUGAAAAGAAGGUUGCUUCAUGUACAGUUUUAUAUAUGUGUAUAUAUAUUAUUUGUAUGACAUCUGUACUUAUUGAAGUGGGUUGAGGGCUGUUGUAUUAAUUCUCAGGGGUGUGGCUAUACAUUGUAUUGUCCAGUCCUGUUUUUAUUUUUCUUAACAUUACUUCAUUAUCUAAAAACACCUCUGCAACUACCUUGCACUCUUGUGAGGGUGAGCUGCACUGUUGUCACCAGUAAACUGUGGGAUCUCCAUUCAUUUCCAUAAAAUCUGUUUUUUUUUUUUUUAAAUCCAACUAGCUGUUGUUGACAGGGGUAAUCGUCUGCUAGAAUUAUUAUUUUAUCCAGGCCGCACACAGGUGCACCAGCCUGCACAAGAGGUUUAGCAGACAUAAUGACUAAAACGUGCUGAUCCAUUCUGAUAGCAAUGCCAAGGAAAUUGUUUCUUACCCAGUGCAGGAAACAAAUCUUGAUAUUGGAAACCAUUUUUUCCCCUUACCCAGAACAUAUUUUACUCGGGCACCUACAAAGCAAAAUGAAUGGAAUCGCAAACCAGGACAAAAAAAGUUUUAAAAAUCCCAUUUUGUUAGGAGAAUUUCAGCCUUUCAGCAUAAUGCAAACUAACUGUAGACUUAUGUCUGAGAGCUAACUAGAGAACUAGGGGCUCUGCUAUAGUAGGAUUCAGCAACCGUGAAUUUGAUUUUUUGUUUCUUUUUGAGCUGCGGUCAGUGUAGUCUUGCUUACUUGUCAAAGUAAGGAGAAGUUGGAGGUGACAUUCUCACUAACAAUUCCCAGCUGUGUCAAUCCGUGAUCAGAAUGCCACCUACAGUAUUAGGAUCAUAACAACCUGGAGCAUGUUCCCAAAAGUUGAGGACACCAUUGCAGCACACAAGGACGAUCUAGAAACGUGAUUUAACCUCGCCAGCAGGUUGUUGAAUGUUAGGAGGAAUCCAGAGAACCUGGCCUCACCAGUCAGGAACAUGGCGGAACAUCCAAGCUCCAAACAGGAGGUGCUCCAGUUUGGGAUUAAUGAGCCCAGAGCUGUCCUGACCACCACACCACUGUGUUGUCUACAGCUUCUAAUUGUAAAGAAACAAUAAUGACUAUGCAUUGAAUGCAAAGCGCAGAUGGUCUUAGAACAAGCAUGGCAUUUGCCUUGGUGUUGAAAGGGAACAUACACAUUGGACUGUGUUUAGUACUGUUUUCUUUAUUUCACUGUUUUUCUCUAAUGCUGUUGGCUCGGUCCUUUGCUCUUCCUGCUUACAGUUGAAAAAGCUAAUUCUGUGUAAUAACUGAUUAGAGUCAGAUUCAUUUCCAUAUAGCAUAAGCUCUUUUGGAAGCUCUUGUUUUCUUUUUUUGUCUAAAAAUUUAAUUUUGCACAAAAGUGAUGUGUCAUUUAAGAAGGGAGAGAUGGGUGAGCAGGGGUGCCUUUUGUUAGAAACCAGAAUUCUAUUUAAGCAUGCACAAUACUUUCUUCUUUUUCUUCUGUGUAAUCUAGAUAGCGUAGUCUACACCGUCCAUAAGUUUGUCUUUAUUUCAGUGUUUCACUUUGUAAAUAAAAUAAGCUGAGAUUUACCUUUUUAAAUGUUGAGUUUAUAUAAUGCGUUAAAUCUAUUUGGAAAAAAAAAGAAGAAAGCACUUUGUUGAAAAAAGAGUAAAGAAAAAAGUCUAGCAUUUUUUUUUCUUUUGUAUAUUCCUUCCAUUUGCUGCUAAACCUGGUCUAGUCUGAACGCUGCGACGAUACUUGACUUCAAUAAUACUGGCAGGACAGCUUAGGAGAGAAGUCUAGAGAAGUGGGCAGCCGACCUUUUAUUACAAGGUUAUGUUCCAGUGACUUGGAUGUCAUAAGUCUUUUGCCUUCAGUAGAGUUUUCCUAUGGAAAUCAAGUCUGCUUGGGGUUCUCUUCAGGUUGAUGUACAGUGUAGACACGUCUGUUUUGGACGUCUCCAUGUUAUUGACUGUUUUUAAUUUCUUAUUUUAUUUCAUUUUAUUGAGAAAGAAAAAAAAAGUACAAUGUGUCCAGGAGUAUUUUAAGGAAGCUCUGUCUUGUGAAUGGUUUAAGCUAAAUAAAAAACAAUCUUUGUACUGUAUGUAACGGAGGUUUGUAAGGGAGGGAAACAAUCAGAAGCUCUUUGCCUCCACAACCUCAUUUCCAUUCACAAGUUUACGUAUAAAAUAGUUUUGCUUUGGCUACUUACACAGGCUGCACUGACAACCGAUGCAGUCCGGCCUGUUUGAAAUGCUAAAGCAAUUACAAUUUUGUAAAAACAAAAUACGAUGUAUUUGUCAAGUGUUAACGAAAACGAAUUUGAUUUCAUUAAAGCAUUUGUCAAAUAUUUUUCCCAUGGGCUGUAUGGCAGUAUAAUUAUUGCUAUUUUUCCAGCACCAGUAAAGUGUUCUUGCGGGUUUUCACGUUUAACAUGAUGAACGCAAGCUGUGCAGCUUUACAUUUUAACCAGGGGACUCUGUGGCAUUUAAGCAGUUUAGAAAAUGGUUGUUAAUUCAAUGCCAGUACCUUCUAUUUCUGCUUCCUCUAUUGACCUUAAGAAACAUAUAAAUAUAUAUUCUAAUUUUGUCAAAAAAAAUACAUCCUUAACAGAGAAAACAGGAGAAGUGUAUGUGUUUAUUUUUUUUUAAUUCUUAUUUUGUACUUUUGGCAUGCUUACAGUACAUUGUCCAGUUUGUAGUGUAUAUGAUAAUAAUGCUGACAAUAAAUAGUCUACUGUUGAAGGUGCACUAUGCAGAUUUUACUCUUGUGAGUAAGGCAGUACAUUGCUUUAGUUUUUAACUUUCCAUGUGUAGGAAACAGGAGCUUUUACCUGUUUGCUUUACAGACAUCAAACCUAGUCCUAUGGAUAUUAGUUUGGUCAAUUCUGCAAAUGACCAGCAAGGUCAAGAGACUUUGGCAGGUCUGACUAGACUUUAGUGUGUUUAUUGAGAACUGAAGGCAACUCAAAUUUGUUGGAUGGUUUUUUUUUCCGUAGAUAGCAGUCUCAUAAUACAUGCUUGCAAAAUGUCUUAAUGAUGUUCAGUAAACUUCUGCUUCAAAAGCUUUUUUAACCAGAGGAAUGCUGUAGCUGUAUUUUGGGGGGUGAGGGGCAUUUGUGAACAUAUGGACUCAAAAAUGUGGAUUCUGCAUUAAACGUUUUAUCCAUUUUAAAAUUACAUACACUUCCCAGAUUGAACCACUCUUGUUACAGGAAUCGUGUGAUAGUACUUACGAUGUAGUGUCACCUCUGUCAUUUUUUGUCCUUUGUAUCUCAUCUGUCAGAGGUGUCAGUUUGCCUUAAGAGAUACACGAAGACAGAAUUUGUUCUCAAAAUCAGACAGGUCUUGUGAGCUUUUUCUAUAGCAGUGGCUUUGAAAGCAGGUCCUCCUGAUAGAAAGUUUUUUCUGAACUCUAAGAAUGUAUUAGCCUUGACCCCCAGUCCAUGUGCCCUUAAUUCUGAGUAGGUGUGUUAUAUAGAGUGGCAUUAAAAAUACAAUAAAUUAAUAUCGUGACCAAUACCAUUUGUUGCAUUUUUAAUGGCACUCAGUAUAUUUCAGGAGAUGUAAGUUACAGAAUGCACAUUCAACGAAUAUAGAAGGAUUAAAGAUGGGAUAUCUGAUUUCUGCCAGCACAAGGAGAAGGCCAUUUAUUUUUUUAUUAAAUCAAUAUGAGUCCGUAUGCAUUGUAUUUCUAAAUCCAUUAAUUCAAAUUAAAAGUACAAACACAAUUUACCAGAAUAUAUCCACUGCAUUGCAGUGGGUUUCACAAUUCAAACCUAUUUUUAAUACAACAAAUUAAUGCCUGCUUUAACAGGUGCCUUACUUAAGAGAGAAAAAUGUUCAAGUUUUCUUAUUUGAUUGUUAAAUGUUUGACAUAAAUAUCUGAUUUUGUGAUUAAGCUGAGUUAGCCCAUCAUGCCAAGAAUUUUGGACAGUUUUGAAGGAGUGUGGUGGCUUUCUGUUGAAAUCUGUACUUGGUCUGUUUCAGGUACAGUUUUCACUAAAAGUUGACCCUCCAGCAGAAUGUAGUCUUCCGUGAGAGGAUUGAUACAAAUCAAACUAAAAAUAGCAAAGAUAUGUCCAGUUUAACAAUGGGUAAAGCAAUCCAAAGAGUGCUGAAAUUUUGAUUCACAAUAAUUUAAGCAUUUUUUUCCUCAUUCACGAUUUCUGUAUGUUCUGUGGUUAACUUAUUUUAUUUCUGUAAAACUGAUAUUUUGUAUUUCUUUUGUAUUUAUGGUCUAAAUCUGUAAUUUAUUGCACAGAAGUUUGAAUUUAGAUUAAACGUUUUGCCUUUUGAAUUCCUCUACCACUUUCUUUUCUCUAGUUUUCUUUUGUUCCCCCUCUUUCUUUCCUAAAUCAAGCAAAAAACAAAAACUUGUGUUCUACUUUCCAAAAGGAAUGUUAGUAAGGGGAUGUGGGACUGGGACAAGCAGGGAUGUUGAAAUGAAGUCCUAAUUUACAGAUGCUUUUAAACGUAUCAAAAGGAAGGACAAGGCUAAACCUUUCAUUUUGUGUCCCUUCAAAAAUUAACAUAUAUAUGUGCCUACUGACUCUGCAUUUGACUUUCAGUAAAUACGUUUCCGUAUCAUUUGCUGUCUACAGUUCAAUUUUAAAUACAAAAGCACCUGGCCUUUUGCAGCUGUUCACCAGUGAACAAUAAAGGUUCAAAUGGUAAACGACACAAAACAGGGUAGGCCUGUUGACUUCCGAUUGAAUCUGUAAAUGCUUCUUAAGCAACCCUUUUGGUUCCAGACAUGCAUGGUCUGUCUUUUCACAUUUUCUGCUGUAGUAGUGUUGGGAGGUGUACAGAAACCUCUAUUGAAACAGUCAGCAUCGAUUUAUCAGACCGCGAAACCCAAAACCGUGACCUGAACUGACAUUUUGAACAUUUUUAGUAGUGUUCUGACGUAUAGACUAUCUUGUCAUGAGCACAGCUACGGAAAUGAAAAGUUAAAUCCGAUUAAAAUGCAAAGGGCUUCUUUCAGAGUAAAUGUACUAGAUUAAAAGGUUUUCACUUUACUUUGAUGUGAAAGUGCAAGCAGCGCCACAUCAGUAAAUCAGUGAAUAUGAGAAGUCAUGAAUAUCCCCAGAAAAGUGUUGCUCAGCAGCUUUCUUGAUGAGCAUCUUCACAGAAAGUAGGAUUUCAAGCUGUGAAGUUCAUAAAGCAUUAGCAUGGUGGUAGAUGUGUAAGACCUUAAGCAGCUUGUUGUAAGAUGAUGUCAUAUGAAUUUAGCCUUUUAAUGAGGGUUUAAUAAAGACACGUUACACUGAAGAGCUCAGACAGCUGGUUUUGUACUGUGCUUAAUCUGAUGACGUCCGUUUGGGUCACUCUUGUUGUUUGGCACACAUCUGCUUAUCAGUAAAGUGUCAUCUCUGACCUCUCAGUACCUGACACCAGUGACAUUGUACAGGGACCACCAUACAUGAAACUGAAAUAAAAACUCCUCACAAUACAUGACAUUGUAUUUCUGUACCCGGCAAUGAAUUACAUUUCCUUCCAAACUUUGAACAAAGGAAAGACUGAUAUUUAAGAAUACAAUGAAAGUAAAACCAAAUGUCACAAAAAGGCUAAACUUAAUUCCAUACAACAUUUUAAGACAGGCAAUUGAAGUAAUGUCCUUUUUAAAAAUAAAACGAACCAUGCCCUCACACAGACGCUUUUAACGUUGUAUGGUACGUCACUCCUAGAUGAAUAGCAUGGGGUUUGUUAAUAGGUAGUACUGUUGUGUGUACUUCCCAGGUGUAACUUUGUAUCUCAUUAGGAAGGCUGUACUUCAUUGCUAAAUGCUCUGUAAUAGAACUUUGGUGACAUUUUAAGCAAAUCUGCAGUUGUGUAUCCUGCUGAAACUAACAAUAACUUGAUCCUACUAGUCAUGUCUAUAUCUGUAGCUCACAUAUAUGCCUGUUGAACACAAUAUCUAAACAGUUGUUAUGUUUAUGUUGUUUAAUUGUUGUGCUGUUUUUUUUUCUCGAGGCACAGUUAUCAUUAUUAGAGAAAAAUCACUGGAUAACAAACACCAUGUAUAUGUACAGAAGUAAAUUAGACUGAGUUCGAUCUUAAUCGAUUUUUUUAAAGGAUCCUUUAUAUGCGUAAUUGUGCCUCUUGGUUUUCUCUUUCUUUAUUCUUUUUUUUUUUAAUUUCACCGCAUUGUAUCAGCCCGGAGUUGGUACCACAGUUGCUUGUAACCAUGAUAGUCUAAUUCCAUUAUUGUUUUUAAUACGAAAAUAAAUGUUAGAAACGA